UUCUUUUCCUUUGUAUGGGAGUUGCACCCCCCUGCAAAUAUCGGUCGCCGAAUCCAACCUCCAACCGCACUUGACAUAUAUUCCACAAAAACAAACAAAUCACUAAAGUUCAAUAAAAUAUUUUGGCUAAAAAAUUCAGUUGAUAACAAUGUAUCUUCAGUAAAUAAAAUAAAUGGUUUUAGCAAAACAAAAACGUUAACAUAAUGGCUACACCUCCGCCGACGCAGUCUCGUAGAUCGGGCGGUGACAGUAAGAAAGUAACGCCGCCAACGUCCAAUAUAGUGACCAGGAAUGGAGCUCGCAAGGCCAAGAUUCAAACUCGAGCAAUGUCCGCCGCAGCUAAGCCUUCAGCAUCCUUAAUAGCAGCUAAAAAGAAGGCUCAACAGAAAAAGAAGCAAAAUCAUUUCGUAAUGGAGAUCAGGGAUCAUUUUCAGAUUGCGAUGGAAUCGAAGACAUUAGUGAAGGGUCCAACCGGAUUUGUCACCGAGCCUCGCAUGGGAGAACACAGGUGCUUGUGGGACGAAAAUUACCCAGAAUGUCCGGAAAGGCUCAUUAGUGUCAUCAAGAGGUGUCAGGAACUGAACCUGGUCCAGCGCUGCAAGCACUUGGAGCCCCGCGCGGCCACCAAGGAGGAGCUCUGCGUGCUACACGCGCCCUCCGUGUACGAAAUGUUAGAGACGACACACGGAAACGACGACGCCGCGUAUUUGGAAGAGCUCUCAUCGAAAUUCGACGCUAUUUAUAUUCAUCCAAGCACGCACGAGUUGGCGCUGAUAUCGGCCGGCUCGACCAUCGACAUGGUGGACAGCAUCGUGUCGGGUGAAGUCCAGAACGGCGCGGCCUUCGUGCGGCCGCCGGGACACCACGCCAUGCACUCGGAGCCCUGCGGCUACUGCUUCUACAACAACGUCGCUUUGGCCGCCAAGCACGCCUUGGACAAAAGGGGUCUGCAAAGGAUACUGAUCGUGGACUGGGACGUUCACCACGGACAAGCCACACAGCAGAUGUUCUACGACGAUCCCAGAGUGGUAUACUUCUCGAUACACCGCUACGAGCACGGCUCGUUCUGGCCCCAGCUGCGACAGUCCGACUUCCACUACGUCGGCAGCGGCGCCGGUAAAGGAUACAAUUUCAAUGUGCCCCUCAACAAAACCGGGAUGAAAGACGGAGACUAUUUGGCCAUCUGGCACCAGCUGCUUCUGCCCAUGGCCUACGAGUACCAGCCGGAGUUGAUCAUAGUAUCUGCAGGAUACGACGCGGCCAUCGGAUGUCCCGAGGGAGAGAUGGAGGUGAGUCCGGCGUGCUACGCGGUCCUGCUGCACGCGCUGCAGUCGGUGACGUCGCGCGUGUGCGUGGUGCUGGAGGGCGGCUACUGCCUGACGUCGCUGGCCGAGGGGGCCGCCCUCACGCUGCGGACGCUGCUGGGCGACGCGCCCCCCAAACUGGAGCCCCCCACGCCCCCCUGCGACUCAAUCCGCGACACGAUACUGGACUGCAUAUACGCGCACAGACAGUACUGGAGCUGCUACAGCUACCAGCCCGCGCGGGGGGACCGCCACGAGGUGCUCGUGCGGUGGCGGGGCGACGAGACGCGCCCGUCGCGCUUCGCCACCCGGGACUGCUACCCGACGCAGGACGAGCCCACCCGCCGGGCCCUCGAGGACAGACUCGACCACUUGCGAGCGGUGACGGAUCUGACGUCACCGACCCACGCGGUCGGUUACGUGUACGACGAGGCGAUGCUGAAGCACAGGAACGUGGUCGAACCAGGCCACGUCGAAAGUCCGGAGCGUAUCAUGAGGAUCCACGAGCGACAUCGGGACUUCGGUCUGCUGGAGAGGCUGCACCGGCUGCCCGGCCGCGCCGCCUCCGACCAGGAGAUACUGAGCGUGCACUCCGACAAAUAUUUGGACAGGUUAAAGGAGCUGGCGUCGACGAAGUUGCGGGACCUGAAUAACCAGAAGGAGGAGUACGACUCUGUGUACUUUCACCCGGAGUCGCUGUCCAGCGCUGCUGUGGCGGCCGGCUGCGUGCUGCAGGCGGUGGAGGCGGUGGUGUCGGGGCAGUGCGGCGCCGCCGCGUGCGUGGUGCGCCCGCCCGGACACCACGCCGCCCGCGCCGCGCCCGCCGGCUUCUGUCUGCUCAACAACGCCGCGCUGGCCGCCCGCGCCGCCCACCGCGUGCUGCUGCUCGACUGGGACGUGCACCACGGGAACGGCACGCAGGCGCUCACCUACACCGACGACCAGAUACUGUACAUAUCGAUACAUCGUUACGACCACGGCUCGUUCUUCCCGCACUCGAAGGACGCGGACUACACGGCCGUGGGCACGGGGCGGGGCGAGGGCUACAAUAUCAACAUACCUUGGAAUAAGCGCGGCAUGGGUGACGCGGAGUACAUGGCCGCCUUCACCCAGGUCGUGCUGCCGAUAGCUCACGAGUAUAAUCCGGAUCUGGUGAUCGUGUCAGCGGGGUUCGAUGCCUGCGUGGGAGACCCACUGGGAGGUUGUAAAGUAACUCCGGAGUGCUACGGCCGCAUGACGCAGCUGCUGCGAGGGCUCGCCGGAGGUCGGGUGGUGCUCUGUCUAGAGGGCGGCUACAACACCACCGCCAUCUCCUACGCCAUGACCAUGUGCACCAAGGCCCUGCUGGGAGACCCCAUACUGCACCACUACGAACCGAGGACCGCCUGCCACUGGUCCGCCGUCGAGACCAUAAACAACGUCAUCAGCACGCACAAGAAGUACUGGAAGAGCCUCGCCUUCCAACUCGCUCUGCCGUCUGAGGACGUCCUCCAGCGGCCGGCGCCGUCGCGAGGCCUGUCCGACCUGUCCGACGCGCUGUCGUCUUCAUACGAGGACACCAAGUCGGACUCCAAGAGCGGCAGUCAACUGGACACUUCCCUGGAGCACAACAUGGCCAACCUCAGUCUGAACAAAUGUGGAGACGGCGUGCACUGCGGCACUGACGACGAGGACGAGGCCGGCGACACCGCGUCCAAUUCUAAUCCGGAAUCGACUGGCAAUACCAAGAGUUUAGUGGAUUACUUGUCGGAGAACAUGCAGGCGCUCGUGGAGGGCGAGAUGUUCGCCGUGGUGCCGCUGGGCUGGUGCCCGCACCUGGAGGCGCUGUACGCCAUCCCCGCCGGGGUCCGCUUCCAGCAGGGACUCCAGUGUGUCGACUGCGAACACACCCUGGAGAACUGGGUGUGUCUGCACUGCUACAUUACGGCGUGCGCGCGCGGCGUGAACGCUCACAUGCAGGCGCACUGGGCGGCGAGCGGGCACGCGCUGGUGCUGUCCCUGCGCGACCUGUCCGUGUGGUGCUGCGCGUGCGACGCCUACGUGGACCACCCGCUGCUCUACGACGCCAAGAACAACGCGCACCGCUGCAAGUUCGGCGAGGACAUGCCGUGGUGCUACGCCGCAGACGCCGUAGAGAUGCACUAGCCCCGCCGCUCAUAUCGACGCUUGAAAGGCAAACGUGACUAAGCAACAAUAAAUGGUUUGUACAUAAAUGAUAGGCAAUAACGAUAUUCAAUGCGCAAAAAAUAUAUAUUUCUAGGUCUAUUAAAAUUAUUUCAAUCCUACAGCUAGAUUCGUUAAAAUAGAUUUUUUUCAGGUAUUUCAACUUUAAAUUAGUCUACUGUAAAGUUUACGCAUUGUCGCUUAGUCACGUUUGCCUUUUAAGCGUCGAUACAGGGUGUGCAACUGUCAAACUAAUCUGAAGCGAACGAAAAAAAUGUAUGGUAAUCAUAUAACGCAAAACUGUACAGUUGGGCUGUGCACGGCGUCAGCCACAGGACCGCUACAUAUCUUCGUUUCUAGAAUCGUCUUUCAAAUAUCUAAACAAAAAUGGCGCUGGUCGCUUUGUUCCAUACGUGUUAUAUUCACAGCCAUCUAACCUACUUACUAAAUCAGACCGUUAUAUAAUUUAAUUAAAAUAUCAAUCUCAUGGCUAUAACUAUUGGCUCCGGUGAAUACUUCACACCAAGUAACCCUAGCACUCAUUAACCUACGCAAUAAAUAAAAGUUAAAAAAAUCAUUAUGUAUUUUAAAUGUUUUGUACUGUACCACUGAAACACUUUUGCGGCUCUCUGUACAACUAAAAGUCUCUGAACUUAAAAGGCGAAUUUACAUUACGAAAUUGGUGGCAUGAAAUUAAUUUCGUGACAUUAGUUUUAACAACAGUUUCACGUAUAAUUUAAUAGUUUCGUAAUGCAUGCAUUAAUUUCAUGCAUGCAAAUUAGUUUCGUGCCCUGCGCGAUUUUUUGGUGAAAUUAGUGUCAGCAACUAAUUUCAUAGUGUAGACGCGACGUGAAACUAAUGUCGCGAAAGGGCCUGCGCUGUGCGGACGUGUGUAUUGUUAGUUCGGACGCGCUUCAAGCGUUGAAAAUGGCAAACCAACGAUGGAGUACAGAAAAAUAAAAUAUCUUAUUAAUGAAUAUCAGUGUCAAGGGUGUCUCUGGGACCCGAAACACCUACAGUAAAAAAUUAAAAUUAUCUUCACUCAUUCGAAAAUAAUUUUUAUAACUCUCAGGGUCUUCAUCUGCUAAUUCAGAGACUAACUUCAUUGCACCUAAAUGCCUUGUUGACCAUCCUCGAAUCUACCAACGUCUUUUUUUUCUUGAUAGACUUUUAAGUUUAUAGUUAGGUAUAUAAGCAUUUCUUUAUCUACAUUGAAUAUAGCAAAUUAUAGCUUUGAUGCUAACGGCGCCAUGGUUACUGCGAUAUUGUGGAUUUCGCGACACUAAUUUUUUAACGAAAUUACUUUCGCAUAUAUCGAAACUACUUUCGUGAAACUGAGCUCAACAUGCAUGACACUAAUUUCGUAAUGUAAAUCCCGCAUAAGUAACACUGAAUCGUUUGCUGGUGUCCAGUGCAGCCAGCACAGCGCUCUUUGUGAAUUUUGAUUCUCGUCUCGGGAUCAAUUCCAAUGCCUCUUGUUGUUGUAUACAGGGUGUGCUAAAACCCAACUCGAUGACUCCGGUAAAUUAAAAAUGCCGAAAAAACCGAUUGAUUUUCCAUGAACAAUAUGCAGUAUGGUAAUUACUACUCCUACUACUAGAAAAACUGUGAAAUAAAAUUGAAUAACAAGAAGUUAACAUUUCCGUAACAAAUAUAUAGUAUACUUAGAUAUAUACUAGUACUAAUUAUACUACUGCCUCUAUAUGGUACUAUCCUUACUUGAAUUUAAAUAUUUUUAAAAUUAAAGAAUAUGUACCAAACUGGGUUUUCGUCACAUUAUAAACACCCAAUAUAGUGAUGUGUAAAAACACGCAAAAAGAGUUUUGUAAUUAUUUAUAGGUUAAACUCACAUAUUAGAAAAUACUUUAAUCAAUUUAAAACAAUAUAGAAAUACUAUAUCUGUAUACUAAUUGUUCCUAAUGAUAGUAAAUUAUGUUUAUAUUUUUACUAAUUGUAAUUUUCAUUGCUUUAAAUUGCGGGUUAUAUAAUAUAUAAUAGUGAGUGUCUAUCUAACUGGAAACAUUGUAACGCUAAAUAAUUAAAUACAUACAUUAAAAACUCGAAAUUGGAGGAUGAGGUUUACAAAUUGUUUUUUUUUAUUGCUUAGACAGGUGAACGAGCUCACGGCUCAGCUGGCGUUAAAAGGUGACCGGAGCCCAUAGACAUUAACAACGUGAAUGCCACCACUAACAAUUUUAAGAUGCGAGUUUUAAGUAUCAGUUUUUACCUGCACAACAGCAACCCCACCCUUCAAACCGGAACGCAUUACUGCUUCGCGACAGAAAUAAGCGGGGUUGUGGUAACUACCCGCGCGAGCUUACAAGACGACCCAUCACUAGCAAGUUGUAUGAUUAUGUAUAUAGUAUAAGAUUUUUUGUGAAAAUGUGUUCAUAGAGUAGAAAGUCACGAAAGAAAACAAAGAAUACAAAAGGCGAUCUUUGUAAAAAUUAGGCCCCGACCUCAAACUUGAUAUUAUGGUUCAAUUUACGAGAAACAGCAUCAUCACAAAAAUAACAUACUAGAACUAUCGUAAUACCCGAAAUUAACAAUAGAUAUGUUAAUUUUGUUCAGAAAUGUUAUUUAUAAUUUAAUUAACAUGAAAAAAAUGUAGAAAUAUAAAUCUGUUUUCAUUUUUUUUUAAAGCGACUUGUGUCCGUGAAUUUUUGCAAAAUUGCCUCUUAGUGCCAAGAGUUUAUCGAAAUCGCUUUUUUUGUGGAUGGAAGGACCGCGGUCGGCCCGCUGAGGGCGCAUGGGUCAUUCAAUUGCAUUAUCGACGAAAUACGUACAGUUGUCCGCAUCUACGGCACAGUAGUCUGCAGUGUGGUUCUGUUAACCGUUACAGUGAUGCCUAGUGCGCUUGUAGGGUGAGUGAGGCAGCCGUUGUAACUAUACUGACACCUUAGAACUCAUAUCUCAAGAUGGGUGGCUUCAUUUAUAUUAUAGAUGUCUAUGGGCCGGUGACCACUUAGCACCAGGUGGGCUGUGAACUCGUCCACCCAUCUAAGCAAUAAAAAAAACUUGGACGCAAUUAAAUAUGCAAGAUAUCUCUUAUAAAAUUCUAUGCAAAUCAAUACAAAAUAUUAAAGCAAAAAGAAAGCCGACUUCGACAAAUAAAAUGUGAGUAUUAUCGUACAUUACUUAAAGAGGAUUAAAUAUGCAUUAUUAAAGAUAUGACUCAAAAAUAACUAUUCAGAUCUUGAUAAAAUUGUAAUGGAAUCGCACUAAAAAUACCAGCUUCCAAAUAAUAACUUUAAAAAAAAGAAUGAUUAAAAUCAGUUCACCUAGGAUAAAGUCGAAUCGAUAGCCUCCCCUCCUUUUUUUUAAGUCUGUAGAAAAUCAUUUGUGUAUUAAACUUUUGUGUCUCUAAUAACUAAUUAGAAGAUAAUUUUCUUAAUAAUUGAAAUUUAUAUUUUGAUAUUUGUUUAUUUUGCAAUACGACUGUUAUGUAUUGUCUGUUGUGCGUAUUGUGUGAAAUACGUUUAAGGCACUGAUUACAUAUCACAAAUGUUUUGAUAUAGUAUAAUAUAUAUUUGAUAUGUUAUAAAGAUGUAUAUGAAAUUUGUGAUUGUUACUAAUGUAUGCUUUUAUAUAAAUGCGUUUAUCGUAUUUAAUUAUUUAUAAUAGGAAUGGAAAUAUCUACAUUUUCAAUAGUUUGAGAAGUCUUUGUGCUUAUUGUGUGUUUUUUAACGUUCUCGAUAACGUAAAAGUUAACUCAAAUUGGUAUGGAGUUGGAACGUUCGCCUACGUUUGCCGCUAGGGGCGCUGUUCCAACUUCAUAAAAAUUUGAGUUAACUUUUACGCUAUCGAGAACGUUAAAAAACUCGCACUAAGCACACAGGAGUGCUUGCGGUCGGCAGCUAGUAGACAAUGUAUGUAUUUGCAUUCUUAAGUCAUAGUUUACAUCAACUGAGUGCUCGUAUGUCAGUUUAUUAUCACAUUUUAAUGAUAAUAAAAACUUCAUUUAAUAAUGUUUAUUUGCAUGAUUUAUUAUUUGUAACACCUUCAUGCAGGCUUUAUUGAAAUUAACCUAAUAACUGGUACAUACAUAAUGUUAAUAAUUUGAAUAUUUUGUGCAGUGUACCCAUAUUAAAAAAAAUAUGUUUCGAUGUUGUGUAGAUUUCCCGCUCUCUGUCAGGUGUCAAUGUAAAAAGUUUCUUAUAGGCCGCCUUUAUGUACUUUUUAACUUUAUUUAUUUGAACGUAAUGGAUUAAAUUGACGCAUUAAUUUAUUUGAAUAAUAAAGACAUGGUUAAAGAUAAACAGGUUAUAAUUUUUUUUAUUUAAGAAAUCCAUAAAUUGUAAAGCGUCCUAUAUUUAAUUACAGCUACAACAGAACAGAA
Bombyx mori (domestic silkworm) is the source of this 7806-nucleotide messenger RNA. RefSeq names its product histone deacetylase 6 (gene HDAC6). Gene Ontology annotation, cellular component: histone deacetylase complex. The record is from RefSeq and is a predicted model, not a curated record. The transcript is spliced from 19 exons. Lineage: Eukaryota; Metazoa; Arthropoda; Insecta; Lepidoptera; Bombycidae. Bases 204 to 3449 code for a protein of 1081 amino acids. Gene Ontology annotation, biological process: negative regulation of transcription by RNA polymerase II. Gene Ontology annotation, molecular function: transcription factor binding; histone deacetylase activity; zinc ion binding.